Molecule: messenger RNA, 1803 nt
Organism: Babesia sp. Xinjiang
Lineage: Eukaryota; Apicomplexa; Aconoidasida; Piroplasmida; Babesiidae
Exons: 6
Coding region: 1-1803 (600 amino acids)
Molecular function (GO): protein binding
Source: RefSeq, a predicted model, not a curated record
AUGGCUGCUGUUGAUACUAGAGCGCCUUCUGGAGGCCCUGAUUCUGCUAUAUUGGACAAUAUCCCAGCCAGCCUUCUCCACCCUUCUAUGGGUUUGACUCUUGUGAAAAAUGUCAAGAAGUUAGCAAGCUCUACAUCAUUUUGGGAGCUUCCUGCUUACGAGAGUUGUAUGACCUUAAGCUAUGGCGGCGUUAUAGAUGAUGCCGCCACUGUGGCUGAGCUAGAGGUCCCGGUAUCGAGCGCUCCCGUUGUUGUAGAGAAACCUGCUGGGAAGCGUGCCCCUCCAAAGCGCAAGCUGCCACCUAAAAAGGGUGAUUUUGAUAUAAGCAGCUUCAUUAACAUUGGUGGUAUGCUAGAAAGUGUCGAUGUGCUUGGCCCUUUUGCGACUGAUGAGGAUAAUAAGAGCAGUGUAUUUAUCAUCACUAGUAGGAGGCCUCCAACACCACUUAAUAGCUCGACUGAUGAGGCUCAAUCUGGCCACCUGGUAGUCUACGAGAUACCAUUUGAGCAUGUUCCUAUUGAAGAAUCAGGUAAUAAACCGCUUUGUAAGCUGAUCCUUAAGAAGCCACGUUUGUCAAGGAUCUCUCCCCUAAAAAGUGGUAUUUGUGUUGGUAUAGAAUGGUUAAAUCCGCUAUUAUUUGGUGAGUUUCUACCAUCCAAGAGGGGCGAUCCUUUGGUGCUUCUGUUAAUGGACAAUGGAUCCAUAUCUCUAUGUAAAUUUGACGUCAGUGUUUUGAGAAGAGAUGUUCGUGAUGGAGCGGUGGUUGAAGAUUCAUAUACCGAGCUUUGGGAGCACGACCCUACGGUUGAAAUACCAGAUCAGUUCAUAACAUGUAUGGCAGUAUCAUACGGUACCGAGAAAUACAAGCAACCUGUUGAUAACGAUUCUCUUGGGUCUAAGGAUGGGCGUUCUAGCACUUAUCGUCAUAUAGUAACCAUUUGUGGUGGUACAAGUGACGGUUAUUUGCAUAUGUGGCGUUUUUACUGGGAUGAUUUAUGUGAAGCAUCUAGUUUGAUUUCACUUUGUGACGGCAAUUCUGUUUACCCUUUUUUUUCGCAAUCUACCCCUAUAUUUGUGGAUCCUAAGGAUACACGACCUACCCGUCGUCUGACUGCGCUUCGUUUUUUACCAUGCCCGGAAUCGUUCAUCUUGUCUAUAGCUACCUACCUGGGUACGGUGAUAAUAUGGGAUACACGCAACUCGUAUCUUGAGGGUGAAUUGACAUCAUAUCACAAUUCUCAUCGUCCUCUAACAUCUAUAUGUUUUUCAGGCACUCAGCAGCAUCUUUUGAUCGGUGGUUCGUCUGUGGUAUCUGUAGAAUGGCAAUGUAAACCGGGUUUGACCCAGCUGCCAUAUGACCGUAACCCUCAAAUUGCUUACAAGGGUUUGAUGGACAAUGUUUGUUGGUGUAUGGAUUCAACUGAGCAUUCAUCGUAUUUCGUGUAUGAUGACGGUUUAUUUGUGCAAGUACCUGCCAACGCUAUAGGCCGUCGUAAUACUUAUGACCUUACGACAACCUAUCUGUGGGAACCUAGUACCGUUGAUGGUUUUGAUCAAGUUGCUAGUGCUCCUUCUGUGCCUAUUCGUGACGUGGUAUCUCAUGCUGCUGAUCUUGCAGAAGGUCAAUUUCAACUGGAUUUAUCUUUUAUUCGUGAUAACGGCAUUUGGAUAACCCGUAACGGCAGUAAAUUCCGAGGCCCUCGGUCAGACGAUAUCCAAGCUCAGAGGUUAUUGCGUUGCAAGGUGUUAGCUCACCAUACUGUGAAGUCUCGUAUCUUGCCAAUAGUGGCAUAUUGCACUUGA